AUGGUAACACAACACUAUGGUAAUGCAAAUGAGACUAUUGAGAAAGAUUGUAUAUUUAGCCCCCUGGCGAGGCGCGAGUCUACAGCAGCUCAGCACCUGCUACAUAAAGGGCCAGCCAGCUCCUGGAGGCAGUUCAGUUCCAGUUAUGUCGAGUUCGGAUCCAGUUACGUGGAGUGCCUGACGAGUUUCCGCGGGAGUGCGUUUUUCUUCGUACUUACGCCUGAAGAUUUAUUUAAUUAUUUAGAUUUUAUUUCUUCUUUAUUCUUCUAUGGUUUUUGA
Gryllus bimaculatus (two-spotted cricket) is the source of this 279-nucleotide messenger RNA. The record is from the annotation of a GenBank genome assembly. Lineage: Eukaryota; Metazoa; Arthropoda; Insecta; Orthoptera; Gryllidae.